UGAGCGAGUCGCUGGUCAGUCAGUUUCUCCGCUGUAAACAGGCGGUGUUAGAGCGUCAAACUUCGGGUGGGUCCGGGAAAAACCUAGUGAAACUUCAGAAAGUGUAAUGCUCUGAAUGAAAUACUUUCUUCUGGCAGCAAGCGGAUCAACUCACACAUGUAAAAUGACCACCACGGAGGGCGGUUAUGUACACACCUUUGGCCCAGAGCUGCCUGCCAUGUUUGAUGGUGUGAAGCUGGCGGCGGUGGCUACCAUCCUCUAUAUCAUUGUCCGCUGUCUGAACCUCAAGAGUCCCACUGCACCACCAGAGAUCUUUUACCAGGACACCCUGCUCAGUCACUACCUGCUCAAGACCUGCCCAAUGCUGACCAAAGAAUACAUUCCUCCCUUGCUGUGGGGGAAGAGCGGUCACAUCCAGACGGUGCUCUACGGGAAGAUGGGACGUGUCAAAACUCCAACGCCCUGUGGGGUUCGCAUGUUCCUCCCAAUGCAGGAUGGUGCUACGGCUACCUUUGACCUCUUUGAAGCUAUUGGAGCCCACACCACUGGAGAUGACAUUACCAUGGUAAUCUGUCCUGGGAUUGGUAACCACAGUGAGAAGAACUACAUCCGGACCUUUGUGGAUUAUUCCCAGCGGCAGGGUUACCGCUGUGCUGUCCUCAACCACCUGGGAGCCCUGCCUAAUGUUGAGCUCACCUCGCCACGCAUGUUUACAUACGGUUGUACCUGGGAGUUUGGAGCUAUGGUGGACUACAUAAAACGCACUUUUCCCCAGACUCUGUUGGUGGUCGUGGGGUUCAGUCUGGGAGGAAACAUCGUCUGUAAGUUCCUGGGGGAAAACCAGUCAAACCAGGACAGAGUGCUAUGCUGUGUCAGCGUCUGCCAGGGUUACAGUGCCCUCAGGGCUCAGGAAACUUUCCUUCAGUGGGACCAGUGCCGGAGGCUCUACAACUUUAUGUUGGCGGAGAAUAUGAAGAAGAUCAUUCUGUCGCACAGGGACAGUUUGCUGGCCAUGCAGUGCAGCAACAUUGGCGAUGGAGAGCUGAACAGACUGUAUGCAGCCACAUCUUUGAUGCAGAUUGAUGACAGCAUUAUGAGAAAAUUCCACGGUUAUGACUCACUGAGAGAGUACUAUGAGAAGGAGAGCUGUGUGCACUACAUCCACAAAAUCACUGUCCCACUCCUCCUGCUAAACUCCUUGGAUGACCCACUGGUUCAUCCAUCACUACUUGCUGUUGCACGCACUCUUGCAGAGAAAAUGCCCAAUGUGGUAUUUGCCCUGACGCAACAUGGGGGCCACAUGGGCUUUUUCGAGGGAGCUGUUCUGUUCCCUCAGCCCCUCACCUGGAUGGACAAGGUCAUAGUGGAGUACACCAACGCCGUCUGCCGCUGGGAGAAGAAGCAGUCGGUCUGUCAGAGUAGCAGCGAGUAGGACAUGAACUUUUUGUAUGGAAGCACGCAAUACCACUCUGCGAGUUGCACUUACAUACAAGUCCAGAGACAAACGCACAAAGACAGCUUGCUGUACCUGCUCAGCUUCAGCACUUUUGGCCUUACAGCUACAUGAUUCUGGAACUUGUAGAUGAUUAGACAAGGCAGCCUGAGUGGAAGUGGUUAAACCAGAUUAGAAAUAAAAACCUACAGAGGUGAUCGCACAGGUGAGUGUAAUGUGAUCCCAAGCAGAAGUGUUCUUUCUGCUUUUGUUCUUUUUAUCUCUCAGGUUAACAAUAGUUUGCCCUCUGCUGGUUUUUGGUAGGUACUUCUUUCUUUAUUCUCUAAAGCAGGGUGCGUAAUUUGAAUUCUGCCAUAAGAAAGAAAAAAAGGUGGACUCUUUUUUUCAAGUUUUCAAAUAAUAUUUUAAUGAUGUUUUGGUUCUGUCCUGUUCUGAAGUCCUUUAAUUGAAAUAGUGCAUUUUCACUAAGAGGAUGUUGCUGUUUAUUAAAGAAAAACAUCUGAUAAGAAUGUGAUUUAAUCUCUCAAAUCAGGUAAUGUUUUACAGAUAUUUUUUGGUAGGUUUUCAUGCUCAAUUUUCUCCAGUGGACUCUGUCUGCAUUUAGGGUAGACAAAAACAGACCCAACUGAACAUUUCUGGUUUGUUGAAACAUGUACUUGUAGAUCCAACCAUUCCAUGAAUCAAUCAAUUUACUGUAAAGCCUCCUGGUGUAGAACUCUGGUUACCCAAAACUUAUAAAUAACUAAUAACUCCCAGCGUAGAAAUAAUUUAACUAGAAGUGGCAGGUGUGGUGGUAUAAACGGCUGUUUACGGUAUGUUUCGAAGGUGAUAACAUUUUGAAUGUGUCUCUUCUUGGUCACGAUUAUGUUCCAUAUACCAGGCGUGGCUUCAGUUUAAACACUGUAGUGACUUAAUAUUAAACUUUAGCAUCGAUUACCUUUUGGGGGAGGAUGUUGUUGUUGUUCAUAGCUGUUCAUUGCUGCCUACUGGAUGGUGGUGUUUGCAAUAUCAAAGGUAAAGACAGCUAAGAGUAUCGCUCUAUUGAAGAUGAUUAGUGUCACUGACAAAAAAGGACAGGGGGGUGGAUUUUUAUAUUUUUUAUUUUCUGAAUUGUGAGAAAGAAAGAAAAAACACUCCUGUACUGUCAUGGUACUGUAAAUUUCCACCAGAAUUAUGUGAUUUCAAAGGUUUCAAACACCAGCUAAGCUGGUGAGGGCACAAAUGCAAUGUUUUUGCUGUUUUGGUUUGCUUGUUUUUAAUAUUCUGAGCUCUUAUUAUCAUGUUAAGGACUUUUGAGGUUGGUCAGUUUCCUGUGAGUUACAUUCUCAGUGGACUCCACCCAGUCUAUGUAGCCUCCAAAUUAUGCAACUUAUAUCUGCUCUGCAGAAGUCAAAUGUCAUGCAACAGCACCACAAACAUGUCCUGACUUUUUCACUGUUUGCUCGCACUUUAUUGUCUUCAAUGCACUAUGUAGAGUCAUUGACAAUUAAAAGUAAAUGAACACAUUUUUAUUGGUGUGAUAUUAUAAAUUAAGACGUUUCAAUUGUCUUUUUUCACAAUCAUUUUCUGAUGGGGUAUUGUGCAUAGUGUAAAAAAUUACUCUUCAUUAACUUGUUCCUGGAUGAAUGAGUUUUUUCAAGUUACUUGACAAGAUUUUUCUUUUUAGUCUCAUUUCACAUAACAGGGGCUUGUCUGCAUUGUUGAAUAUAUGAUUAUGAUGUAGAAAAUGAAGGAAAAUGUGGGUGUUUUCAUG
This is a messenger RNA of Pundamilia nyererei, 3206 nucleotides long. RefSeq names its product abhydrolase domain containing 2, acylglycerol lipase b (gene abhd2b). Bases 116 to 1432 code for a protein of 438 amino acids. Gene Ontology annotation, cellular component: sperm flagellum; sperm plasma membrane. NCBI's taxonomy places the organism in Eukaryota, Metazoa, Chordata, Actinopteri, Cichliformes, Cichlidae. The transcript is spliced from 11 exons. Gene Ontology annotation, biological process: medium-chain fatty acid catabolic process; medium-chain fatty acid biosynthetic process; sperm capacitation. Gene Ontology annotation, molecular function: monoacylglycerol lipase activity; acetylesterase activity. The record is from RefSeq and is a predicted model, not a curated record.